Messenger RNA from Musa acuminata AAA Group (dessert banana), 2101 nucleotides. RefSeq names its product FCS-Like Zinc finger 10-like. The record is from RefSeq and is a predicted model, not a curated record. Bases 705 to 1880 code for a protein of 391 amino acids. The transcript has 3 exons. Lineage: Eukaryota; Viridiplantae; Streptophyta; Magnoliopsida; Zingiberales; Musaceae.
CCUCCCUUCUCCAUGUGGACUCUCUGUUUUAUUCUAUAAUUUUCAGCCUGAUCGGGACUUUUCUUUAGUGCAUCACAUGGACUCGGGCAUUUGGGAUCACUAGCUGUGGCCUCCGAGAAGCACUAAAUCUCUCUGUUUUCCGUCGUAGUUUUUCUCCGUUGGUUUGUUUAGUGCAUUUUAACAGUCGAAACAAAAUCCUUGCGAAAAGUCGAGAUCUUGACAAUCUGAUCAAGGGGCUUCCUUUGAUUCUGACUUCCCCUUUGUUAAUGUUGAACAUGAUGAUGGUCUCUAUGCCUGUUGUUUGCUGCCGUUCGCAGGCCCAUUGAUGGAUGUGCCUGAAUCUGUGAAUCUCGUGUUCGGGGAUGUGGUUUGAUCUUUCUCCUCUGCUCACGUCUUUGUUUGUUGUCUUUUGUUUUCCGGUCCAUGUCCGGAACCUUUUGAUACAUUCACUCAGUUUUUUAUAUGUGCUAAAUAAAAAAGAUGUUUGCUUUUGCUGGUUUUACUGUCAAACCAGGAUCUGCAUCCUUGAGUUUGCCAAAUCGAUGGUUCUCCAAUGGGACAAAAAAGAGAUUUUCUUUUCUUUUUUAUCGAAUGCUAUGUGGGAUCUUUUCGGGACACCAGCUUGGAUGCCUUGCUGAAGCUCCUUGUGAAUCUGUGUUCAGGGAUCCUGGUGUUCUAGAGGGAGAGGAGAGGAGAGGAGAGAGAUGCUGAGGGGAAUGAACAAGGUCCAGAAAGAUCACUGCAAAGGGCAGCUGCUGUCUGAUUCCACCUCCGAUUCGUGCUUCUCCUCCAAUGGCUUGAUCCAGAAGGCCAGGAACGCCACACUGUUCAGUGUUCCUGGCCUCUUCGUAGGGUUCAGCGCCAAGGGCUUAUCGGAGUCCGACGCAGUCAGGAGCCCCACGUCCCCCUUGGACUACAAGGGGUUCUCCAACCUCGGCCACUCCUUUCUCGGUUUCUCUCGAUCGGCAAGCCUGGAUGGGAAGCCCAGGUGCUGGGACGGCACCCGGGUAGGCCUGCGCCUGGUGGAUACCCUCAACGACGAGACCAAGCCUUGUGGGAAGCUUUUGGGGCUCUCCGAAAGCAGCAACAUACUGUUUGCUCCACGCAUGAGGAUCAACAUCUCUAGCCCCAAACCUCACCUUGUCGGCCCGGGAGAUGACUGCACAGGCGCAGCUCCCAAGUCUUUGCCGAAGGACUACCGCACUUCCCCACAGACUGGUAGAUCCAAAGGAGCUGAAUCAGAAUGUGGAGAGGUCGGAUUGCUGAGAUCUUGUUCGGUGGUGGUUAGCACAUCAUCCUCGACGCCAAUCGACUCCAAGUCCGAAUCUGAAGUCUUUGCAUCAGAUUCCAAGAGUUCCAUGGCGGAAGGAAGUGCCAAUUUUGACAAGCUUUCUGGGUCCCUCCCUGUCUCUAUUGGCGGCUCACCCUGUGGAGUCAUCGCUUCUCUUUCCGCAAGCGAAAUCGAGCAGUCGGAGGAUUACACCUGCAUUAUAUCGCACGGUCCCAAUCCUAAAACCACUCACAUUUUUGGAGAUUGCAUUCUUGAAAGCCACAGCUUUCCGUCGCGAGAUCUUAGGAAGAAGCAUAGAAAAGAUGAGGAACGGUCGGCCUGGCUGCUGAAGCCCUCCGAAGAAGGUGCACCGCCCUGCACCUCCAGUGACUUCCUCCGCUGCUGUUUCUCUUGCAAGAAGAAGCUGGAGGAGGGGAAAGACAUCUACAUGUAUAGAGGUGAGAAAGCAUUCUGCAGCUGCGACUGCCGUGACCAGGAAAUUUUGAUGGAAGAAGAGAUGGAGGAGAAGCCCACGUUUGGUUCAUCUGGUUCGUCAACUUCGUCCUUUCACGAGGAGAUAUUUCUGGAGGACAUGACCAUGGCUGAGUAAGGCGGAGGUUUGCCAGAUUCCCGGCGCACGUUUGAUCCGCGAGCACUGAGAUUGCUACGGCAAGCAGCUUGAUCAUCCGUCUCUCAAGAGCUGUCUAUGUGAAUCUUUAGCGGCCAUGGAUGAUCAGCAUGUACAUUCAUUUGUUUGCUGAUUUCGUUACAGUGUCCGUGGUACUGUUGGUGGCGAACAUCUAUUAAUUGCCUACGCUCCUUGUCUUGGUA